This is a messenger RNA of Leptinotarsa decemlineata (Colorado potato beetle), 1315 nucleotides long. RefSeq names its product lachesin. Gene Ontology annotation, cellular component: neuron projection. Lineage: Eukaryota; Metazoa; Arthropoda; Insecta; Coleoptera; Chrysomelidae. The record is from RefSeq and is a predicted model, not a curated record.
CCAUUUUGUUUGUAUUCUGUCUUAGACAACCUACUUUCAAUUUUGAACUAAAAUUGCUUGAAUUCUGUUUUGACGAUGAACGAUAAACAUAUUUGUUUCACAAUAUCUAGCUUACUACUAUUUAAUUAUGUGUUCAGCAAGUCUUCCGAAAACUCCUUCGAUCAGUUAUAUAAGCCCAAAUAUUGACAAGGACGUCAAGAAAACUGUACUGCUGUUAUGCGAAGUCGAAAAUCUAGGUGACCACGUCGUACUGUGGAAUAAAGUUGACAAAAACCAGGACUCUCAAGACUUACUCAUCUCUAACGGAAGCUCUCUAAUAUCAUCCGAUCCAAGAUUUUCUCUGAGGCAUGAACCUGAUAGGUCACUAUAUGGAGUCAAGAUUGAAGACAUCCGCGAAUCAGAUGCAGGAUAUUAUCAAUGCCAAAUAUUGUUACCAAACAGCACGGUGCAGGCAGAAGUUGAGCUACGCGUUCGAGUACCUCCUACCAUAUUGAGGAAUACCACUAGGUCCAUUUCAACUUCGGAAGGACAAGAUGUGCAGUUGCAUUGCUAUGCUGAGGGAUAUCCAUCUCCAAAUAUAUUUUGGAGACGUGAAAAUAACGUUAUUCUACCUACUGGAGGAUCUACCUAUCAAGGAAACAUUUUGGAAAUCAAGCAGAUUCGCAAGGAAGAUCGUGGAACCUACUUCUGUGUUGCCGAAAAUGGAUUAGGGAAAACAAUACGUAAAAUUGAUCUACAAGUACUAUGCGCUCCUGUCAUCACAGUGGCCAAUCCUCGUGUGGGCCAAGCACUAAACUUCGACAAGGAUUUAGAAUGCAACGUGGAAGCAUACCCGCCGCCUGUGAUAACAUGGAAGAAAGAUAACACAACACUUCACACCGACCAACAUCGCAAAAUUUCUCACUUUAGUCUCUCAGACGAAUUUACUAACACUAUGCUCAGAGUGAUAUCUAUAGAAAAGGAACAUUAUGGGCAGUACGUUUGUAGGGCAGCUAACAAACUAGGGAUUGCAGAAGCUACAAUCGAGCUCUUUGAAACGGACCAUCCCACCUGCCCACCAGAAUGUGUAACGACAACCACGGGCUCAAACCUCAUCCAAACAAAUACUAGUGCUGCUUCCUAAUUAAUAGCUGACAUAUUGUGUAUAUCCAUAACAGAGCCAAAUAUGAGGCCACAGUGUUUGUUGAGAAAGGUCUUUUCCGAAGUGCACAAAUUGAAGAAUGGAUUUAUAUAUGGGAAAAUAUACAAUAAUUUUUACUAAAUUUUCUAUGAUAACUCUGUUGUAUUCUCAGAAAUAAAUCUUUCUCAGCAUGAA